Molecule: messenger RNA, 2333 nt
Organism: Megalops cyprinoides (Indo-Pacific tarpon)
Lineage: Eukaryota; Metazoa; Chordata; Actinopteri; Elopiformes; Megalopidae
Gene: dusp1
Product: dual specificity phosphatase 1
Exons: 4
Coding region: 313-1446 (377 amino acids)
Biological process (GO): negative regulation of p38MAPK cascade; protein dephosphorylation; endoderm formation
Cellular component (GO): cytoplasm; nucleus
Molecular function (GO): MAP kinase tyrosine/serine/threonine phosphatase activity; protein tyrosine/threonine phosphatase activity
Source: RefSeq, a predicted model, not a curated record
CUAGGGAGUUAGAUUGAAGUCACCUACACUCAAGAUCUACAGCGAACCAACUACAAAAAACUAUUAUUGAUACUCAAGAAUCGACGGAUUUGUACGAUUUUUUUUCCGUUUGUAGUCAAAGGUAAAUUUUGGUUUAUUAUCAGAAACCGAAUCGUUGCGAGUUUCCUGUUUAACGACAGCUGCGGAACAAAGAAGUAAACGGCUGGAAAUAAUAUUUAUAUUUCUUAAAGUCGGCUUUGGAAACUAUCUUCUUUUAGAGAACAGGAUAAACACUUAACAACUUUAACUCUAGAGUCUAAAUACCCAGUUUUUAUGUAUUUAGAUUUGUCGUUUUCCUCUCGUCGCACUACUAUGGUCAUAAUGGAAGUCCCCAGUAUCGACUGCGCCACCUUCCGAAAUCUGUUGGAGGGGGACGGAGCGGGCUGCCUGGUCUUGGACUGUCGUUCAUUCUUUUCUUUCAACUCCUCUCACAUCCCCGGCUCAACGAACGUGCGUUUUAGCACCAUAGUGCGUCGGAGAGCAAGAGGAGGCUUGGGACUGGAACAUAUUGUUCCCAACGAGCAAACGAGGAACCGUCUCUUAUCUGGGGAGUACCAGGCGGUGGUGUUUCUCGACGAUCGGAGCUUGGACUUUGACCAUGUGAAAAAGGAUGGGACUUUAAUGCUCGCCGUGACUGCAUUGUGUCGCGACCCGUGUGGCGCCAGUAUAUUUUUGCUCAAAGGUGGAUUCGAGACGUUUUCCUCCGAGUUCCCUGAGAUGUGCACCAAACCAGCUCCUCCUCAAGGCUUGUGUUUGCCGUUGAGCGCCAACAGCCAGCCCGACAGCGCCGAGUCCGGCUGCAGUUCAUGCAAUACUCCCUUGUAUGACCAGGGUGGCCCGGUGGAGAUCUUGCCAUUCUUGUACCUGGGCAGUGCCUACCACGCAUCAAGAAAGGACAUGCUGGACACACUGGGGAUCACAGCCCUGAUCAACGUCUCAGCCAACUGCCCCAACCACUUCGAGGGCCACUACCAGUACAAGAGCAUUCCGGUGGAGGACAACCACAAAGCUGACAUUAGCUCCUGGUUCAACGAAGCCAUCGAAUUUAUCGACUCGGUGAGGAACAAAGGCGGGCGUGUGUUUGUGCACUGCCAGGCCGGCAUCUCCCGCUCGGCCACCAUCUGCCUGGCGUACCUGAUGCGGACCAACCGGGUGCGCCUGGACGAGGCCUUCGAGUUCGUCAAGCAGCGGCGCAGCAUCAUCUCGCCCAACUUCAGCUUCAUGGGCCAGCUGCUGCAGUUCGAGUCCCAGGUGCUGGCCUCCUCCACCUGCUCGGCCGAGGCCGGGAGCCCCGCCAUGGGCAAGGGCGGCACCGUCUUCAACUUCCCCGUCUCCAUCCCGGUGCACUCGGCGGCCAGCCCCCUUUCCUUCCUGCACAGCCCCAUCACCACCUCGCCCAGCUGCUGAGCCCUCGAGAGGGACACUGGAAAGAACUGACACUGUCCUGACCCACUUUACCCUAGGUGUAGUGGGACGGGACGGGACGGGGAGGGUGGGGGUGGGGAGGGGGCAGAGCUGGUCUUGGCUUCAUUGGCUAAAGAGAGGGGGUGACUAGAGACGGCUCGAGCCUCCACACCCAGAGGUCCUUCGCUUCAAAAGCGGGACGUCAGGGCGAAGGCCAUGUUCCAAGUCCGUGCUCGGCCUGCUGUGUCGCGAAGCACUACUCCCACCUUAAUACUGUGACAGCUGACAUUCCUACACAUGCCCAUGUGCAAUAAUCUCGGACAGCAGUAUUGUGACAGCCCGUACUGUUGAAGGAAGUGUUCUGGGUCAGGUUGAAGGGCCAUCCCCACCAGAAGUUACGCCCACAAGUAAAAGCCAGUGAAUGUGCCACACGCAACAAAUGCAGGGGUUUGGGGGGGCACGCUCUUCGGUUAAAGAAUGCGUGGUGCAGUGGAGGCAGGUCACUAGUGGCCUCUGGCUUUGAAGUGUCUUUGGGAACUUGCACCAGCGGUGCCGGGGUGGCGUGACCUUGAGCAGGUUGUCUAAGCUAGCGCAAGGGGAAAAUCCCUUGGCCUCAUUUGAAGACAUAAGUAUUUAUUGCUGUUUUCUCAGGUGUGUUUGUAUACAUAUAAAUAUUGUACUUUGUUGCUGUCAAAGUGGUCCUACUAUAUUUUACAAUGGCCAUGGUAUUAUUCAGACAGGACUGCUAUUGCUCUCUGCAAGUGGGUAGACGCAGGGUUGACCCAACUGCUUCUGGCCCCAUGUUUGAUUUAGUAAAUGGUGAAUGUAUUAUCUUCAUUACCGGCAGAAGACUGCUGGCACAAUCAAUAGAGUGGCCCUUUGUUUUUUUU